Molecule: messenger RNA, 1414 nt
Organism: Poecilia latipinna (sailfin molly)
Lineage: Eukaryota; Metazoa; Chordata; Actinopteri; Cyprinodontiformes; Poeciliidae
Exons: 2
Coding region: 1-1134 (377 amino acids)
Source: RefSeq, a predicted model, not a curated record
AUGGCUGUCCUGUGCUGGGUGGUUCUGGGUCUGGCCGUCUUCCUGUCUCCUCAACGCAGUUUAGCCGCUGUAAACCAGGACUGGCUAACCAAUAUCAUACAAAACCUCAAAAAUGAGUAUGCACUGGGUGACAGCUACAGUCUGGCUGUCAACAUCCCUGUGAACCAAGACUUAGGCAGUCUUGCAGAAGUUCUUAAGGACGACCCUGCAGAUGCAGUGAAACAAGCUAUUUCAGCGGGUCAAGUUUACCAAGGCACCAGGGUUGUUGCAGCUGUCCAGUCUGGAGCGCUGGGCCAGGUUCUAGAGAAAAUACAACCCCUGAUAAAAAGCAGUGAUGGUAACGUCCUCAUCGUCUACUCUGAAGGAUACCCUGAUGCAAAUGGCAUUGACAACAAGAUCAGUGACGUUGUUCAGAACUGGAAGAGUUAUGCUUUUGUGUUUUCUAAAGUAGCUGAUGUUGCUGAUGCUGACACACUUCAGAGGGCUGCACUGUUCAAACAGCAAGAGGUUUCAAAGUUUGGGCUUGAAAACAUAUUCCGUUGUUAUGAGCAAAGCAAUUCUUUUCAGUGCACAAACUGCAAAGAAGGCGAUAAUGUUGCACCAUCCUGCGUUGCAGAUACAACACAAUCAAACGGCAACGAAGAGACAGCACAAUCAAAUGGCAACGAAGAGACAGCAGUAGGUACACCUGCGCCACCUGCAGGAAGUGAUGAAGGCACAAUUUCAGGUUCAAAUAACGGGAUUGACACAGGCUCAAUUACUAGUGAAGAAGGUGGAGAGGUUAUAGGAGGAGGUAAAGGUGGAAAAGGAGGCAAGGUGAGAAAAUCACGUAGACGUGGAAAAGGAGGCAAGGUGAGAAAAUCACGUAGACGCGGAAAAGGACGUAAGAUGAGAAAGUCACGUAGACGUGGAAAAGGACGUAAGAUGAGAAAGUCACGUAGACGUGGAAAAGGAGGCAGGAUGAGAAAGUCACGUAGACGUGGAAAAGGAGGAAAGAUGAGAAAGUCACGUAGACGUGGAAAAGGACGUAAGAUGAGAAAGUCACGUAGACGUGGAAAAGGACGCAAGAUGAGAAAGUCACGUAGACGUAAAAGUGGGAAGCGUAGAAGGGGGUACAUUGCUAACAGGGCAUAACAAACUGCUUUGCUAAAUUUUGAGCAACACAAUCAAGGCCAUGAGUUAAAAAAAUCAGCUACUUUGCAAAAGUGUUCUUAUUUCCUUUAUUUAAUCUGAUGAAACCGUUGGCUUUGUCUGGCUAAAUAAACAUAAUUCCUUUAUCUGUAUUGACAUGAUCUACUUGAAAGAAUGGUGUCAUGUUUUGCUUUUUAUCUCACAGAAUUCCAACUAUUUACUUGGAACCUGUACAAUUGUCUUUUGACAUUUUCUCUGCUUUUGAUUAAAGUUUCCUUCAGCA